CCUCUCUCCACCACGCUCCUCCGUCCGCCGUCACUCACGCCCUCGUCUUCGCCACUGUCCGCUGCUGCACUGCUGUAGCCUUGCCACAUCACUGGCGCGCCGCAGCAGCAGCGCUCUUUCGUCUCGCCAGCUCCAGCGCACCUGCUCUCUGGCACACGCGCCCUCCACCUCGCCCGUGUGCCUGCGCAGCUCUGUCCGCUGCUGCGUCACGCACUUCUCUGCUGCCGUCUCAUAGCGCAUCAUGGGCCUCAAGCACCCGCAGUUCCUCGCUGCGACACAGGUGUGGGGCUGCCACAAGUGUCGCACACACCUCGCCGUCGGCGAGUCGCUCGUCAGCACUAAGUUCAAUGGCCAGACGGGCCGCGCCUAUCUCUUCGACCAGGUCGUCAACAUCACCUGCGGCGACCCCGAGGACCGGCACAUGACCACGGGCAUGCACACGGUGCGCGACAUCUGCUGCGAGCGCUGCGGCUGCACGCUGGGGUGGAAGUAUGACAAGGCCUUCGUCACGUCCGAGAAGUACAAGGAGGGCAAGUUCAUCCUCGAGAAGAACCUCAUCACGCACGCUUCAUAGACGGCCGGCCGCAUUCUCGGCGCCGGCCUCACUCGCAUCACUAGCCUCGACGAACCAGACCAGUGCUCGAUCAACUUCGCUCUCUCGCGUGACCUACACACCACCACUCUCGCCGCACGCAUCAGCCAGUCAACGCUCCAUCUUCCCUGCGAGGCCGCACUACCGCGGCCGUUUGUACAUCUCGAGCCUCUCUCGCGCCCAGCGUCGUCUUCGCGCACUCGACGCUCGCUCCGUCGCGACUGGACCACCACUCCAAUAUGCCUAGCCCGGGCGCACGCAGUCGCUACACGACGAAACCAAGCCGGAUACGCCUUGCCGCUGCGAGGACGCCAAGCUUCAGCAGCAGCAAGGUCUGGCCGUCGGCGAUCUGCGCAAGAACGUGGCGCCUAUCCGCCUGCGAUCGCACCAGUCGCGCGCGGCCUGCUGCGGCCGUCCGGCGCAGCGGCACAGGCGCACCCUCUCAGCUGACGCACACAUCCAGCACACACACAAGCGCAAUG
This is a messenger RNA of Tilletiopsis washingtonensis, 1074 nucleotides long. Its product is annotated as yippee-like protein. Gene Ontology annotation, cellular component: ubiquitin ligase complex. Bases 242 to 574 code for a protein of 110 amino acids. The transcript has 4 exons. NCBI's taxonomy places the organism in Eukaryota, Fungi, Basidiomycota, Exobasidiomycetes, Entylomatales. The record is from RefSeq and is a predicted model, not a curated record.